UACGUGUACCAUUUACUAUAUUUACUAUUGUUUACCACUUGCGGAAACGUGCAGCGUGUGUGGUGAUUUGAGUAUAGAAAAUAAAUCUGUCAAUACUUUCUAUCAUUAUUUGAUAACGUACAUCGAAGAAUUAUCAACAAGAAUCAUUUUACAAAAUUUUGGUGAUAUACGGGCAACAUGUUUAGUUUGGACGAAAUUAGCGAGCAACUGAAAAAUGUCAGCCGAAAGUCGGUUGGAGUCUCCUUUGCCGGUCAAUCGCUCGUAUUGGAUACUGCGGAUAAUGCUCUUGGAGUGAUAGAAGCAAUAAGAGAAUGUCCAUGUUUGGAGUAUUUGGAUUUAGAAGGAAAUACAUUAGGUACAUUAGCGGCAGAGGCUAUAGCUGAGGUAAUAAAAGAGAAGGGAACUCCAUUGAAAAAAGCUUUAUGGAAGGACAUGUUCACUGGUCGUUUGAAAACAGAAAUUCCAAAAGCAUUGGAAUAUCUAGGAACAGCAUUAUGCAUAGCCAAUAGCCGACUUACUGAACUUGAUUUGAGUGACAAUGCUUUUGGUCCAAUUGGUAUUCAGGGAUUAGCAAAUCUGUUGACAUCAAGCCCAUGCUAUACUCUUCAAGAAUUGAGAUUAAACAAUAAUGGUCUUGGUAUAUCAGGUGGAAAAAUGUUAGCUAAAGCAUUGGAAAAGUGUCUUGAGAAUAGUUCCAAAGAAGGUGCACCACUUGCCUUGAAAGUUUUCAUUGUUGGUAGAAAUCGUUUAGAAAAUGAGGGUGCGCAAGCAUUAGCAUCUGUAUUUGAAAAACUGAAAACGUUAGAAGAAGUUGUAAUGCAACAAAAUGGCAUAUACCACAUAGGUAUUGCAGCAAUUGCACAGGGAUUAUCUGCCAAUCCUAAUUUACGAGUAUUAAAUUUAAACGAUAAUACGAUCGGGUUGAAAGGGGCUAAAGCGCUCGCUAAGGUUUUACCACUUUUCCGAGGUCUGGAGGAGCUAAAUCUCGGAGAUUGUUUAUUAAAGACUAAAGGGGCUUUAGUUUUAGCAAAGACAUUAGAGAUUCACGGCAAUCAUACAUCUCUUAAAUACCUAGAUUUAAGUAAUAAUGAACUACGUAUGGAUGCUGGAAAUGCUAUUGCUGAAGCCACAUAUGAUAAAACUCUUUUGACAAACUUACAGUUAGAUGGCAAUUGUUUUGGAACGGAAGGACGCGAAAAACUUCAACAAAUUCUUACAAAGUUGGGAAGAAUUGAUGCAUUAAAUUCUUUAGAUGAAGAUUAUACUGAAGAUGAAGAAGAAGAAGAUGAUGAUAAUGAUAAUGAUGAUGACGAAAAGAAAACGGAUGAAGAAUGUGAAAGCGAUAAUAAUGAGGACGAAAUAAGCGACAAAGAUAAAAAAAUGCAAGAUAAUGUUGCACAAAGCACAGUAGUAACAGUAGCAGAAUUUUUGAAAUCACCAACAGGCGAGAAACUAUUACUGCUACAAGGUGAUAAUGAACAAGCCUUCAUUGAAUAUGCAACGAACUUGACAAAUCAGGAUAAUGGGAGUACAGAACAGAAAUAUAUAGAAGAACUUUUGCGGAUAACCAUGAAAGUAUCAGCAUUAUGUGAUAGUGGCUAUAUGAAUGUGAGAAUAAAAGCAGAAUUUUUAUCGGAUGCUUUGUAUGCAAAGCUGUUUUCUUAUGCAAUAGAGAAAAACCAAAUCUUGAAUUUAAAUAAUGCACUCCUAGUAAAUCUUGGCUUAAUAAAAGCUGAAGACAAAAGCAAAGGUAAAAUUGAUUGGAAUUUAGAGGGAUGUUUUAAAGCUUUGGAAAAGAUUACUCAGAGGGACUAUUUUUUGGCACAAACAAGAAAUAUGUUAAAAAUAUUUCUAGAGCAACCAGUGAAGACUAAUCGUGCAAAUGUAGUAGAUCCAUUUCAAGAUUCUAAAGCUGAUCUUAUAGCUGUCCUGAACAACAUUCAAGUUACAUAAAUUUAUCUGGAAUUAUUUUAUUGGAUAUGAUAUAUAGUUAUUUAUUUUUAUACAUUAUAUGGAAAAUAGAAUAUUUCGUGUAAUCAAUUUUAAUUGAUGCCAUUGUAGAAAUCUUGCAAGAUUUACAGGCAAAUAAUCUUUACAAUUUUAAAACAAAAUUUUGUACUUUCAAUAUUAAACUUUUUUAGUACAAAUAUAGCUUGCAACUUUUAUUAU
Cataglyphis hispanica is the source of this 2169-nucleotide messenger RNA. It is a transcript of the gene RanGAP, whose product is annotated as ran GTPase-activating protein 1. Gene Ontology annotation, biological process: nucleocytoplasmic transport; activation of GTPase activity; signal transduction. Gene Ontology annotation, cellular component: nucleus; perinuclear region of cytoplasm; cytosol. NCBI's taxonomy places the organism in Eukaryota, Metazoa, Arthropoda, Insecta, Hymenoptera, Formicidae. Bases 178 to 1953 code for a protein of 591 amino acids. Gene Ontology annotation, molecular function: GTPase activator activity; small GTPase binding. The transcript has 5 exons. The record is from RefSeq and is a predicted model, not a curated record.